UGAUGACGGAGGUACGGUACGUCGGGCAAUUCCGCUCCGAAGGGGCCCUCGAGAGGGAGACGGAGUCGAUGGCUCCAUUUGCCGGAGGAAGAUCGAAUUGCGCCUUCGUGUCGGUCGGUUAGGUCUCUGUCAGCGCUCUCGUCUCACGAGGAUGAAAUAUUAUGCUACGAGACGGGAAUUCUGACACUUGCUGCGAUUUUUUCCUGAAUUUUUCCUCUUCUCGAAAGAUUUUUCGACGAUCCGCAAUUUUUUUGGGGCUCCCCUGUUCCCGAGGCGAAGUUUCCUCGUCAAUCCUAUCGCAUCGGUUGCUGCGCAGAGCUGUUUGUUAGAAAUCCUGCUUCAUGAACCUUGAUUACCUUGAUUAAAAGUGAACGAGUGAAUGCUUCAGAGCACUAUUUGCGGGUUCGAGUUGCGAGGAACUUCUGUCAGCCGGCUGCGUUGUUAAUUGGGAUGGUAUCGGAAUUCAUCCAUACUUCUUCUCUGGAAGCAGCUUCUCUCUCUCACCUGAUAUCGAGCAUCGGUACAUCCCGGAGUUCUCUUACUUAUUUGCUGACAGCACGAGGUCUCGCGGUCAUCUGUUCAAAGUGAUGGAAAGGAUGACGUCUGCUGCCUAAGCUACCGCACGCUUGCUGUGAAAAGGUUCUGCUGGAGGGCGGACAGUCCGACUACAACAUUCGACAUGGAGGUUGUUGUCCAUGGAGAGUUGAAGCGGUAGUGCAGUUUUUGUGUGCACGGAAGUGUAUCGAGUAAUUUAUGGAUUCUACAUAGCUUGAGAAUCUCCUUUACGACUCUCGUGGGUACAUAGCUUGAGAAUUCUUCGCUUCUCCAUUAUUCUCCCGUUCUCGAGAAGGAAGGAUGGGGUCGAAUAAUGGAGAAGCAAAAUUAGCCGGAGGAAAGGCUGGUGAUGUGGCCAUGGUGGACGCAGAUGCCGAAUCUCCAUUUGCUCUUCUGAAUCAACCGAAGAUGGAUCUGUUUGAUGCUGUACCCUCUAGUAAUGCAUCUACGACCACGAAACCUCGAUUUGAACCCAAAGUCAAACCUAGAGGGCCUCAAGCGAAGUCUCGGCUCGCUAACCAGUCCACAGCUCCCGUACGAGCUGGGGGCUCCAAAGUUUCACCUUCGUUGGCCACAGCUGAGUCGAUCCCAAGUCCGAAUUCUGAUGUCAAGAUUGCAAGCGGAGAGCUAGCCAGUAGUCUUGAGCGAUCGAACUUACCUCAUGUCCAGGAAACAAAAGUUGUAAAAUCUGAACCAGAAUUCUUGAAAGUCAAGGAAGAGGUUCCAGUUGUCGUGAAAAUGGAAACAGAUUCUGAACCCAGCGGUCAUGUCGUGAAAGUGGAGUCAGAUUCAGACCCUAGCGGACAUGUCAUGAAAGAGGAGUGUGCGCUACCAGAAUUUCAUCAGCAGCAGUCGGAAGGACUACCUCAAGAUAGUCGUCCUGGAGUGGAUCGUGUGGUGCGGGAGAUUGAGGUCUUCGUGUCACGAUCAGUAGAUCCUGAAACUCAUUUCUAUCUCCUUCAGUAUCCUUUGCGACCCGCAUGGCGUCCUUAUGGUUUAGAAGAACAAUGCCAGGAGGUUCGUGUGAAGGCUGUCCAGAAGAAGCUGGAGUUGGAUCUCGCGAUCGACACCGAUAGCGAGAACUACGAUCAGGACGCAGCUGAUCAUCUGAAGAUCACGAAACAGACAUUGUCAUCAUCAAGAGUAGCCCUUACAACAAGCUAUGCUAUAGGAGUUUUGCAAGGUAACAAGCUGCAUUUGAAUCCCUUGCAAGCCGUGGUGCAAUUGCGUCCUUCCAUGAAGUAUCUCGAUGAAGGAGAUGCACAAAAGAAGAAGCAGGUCGCUGCCUCCAACGGAGAUGGAGACGAAGAGAUGGCAGACGCCGAAGCUGCCGAGGCAACACCAGAACUAGUCGCAUUGCAGGUGAAUGUAAGACGGCGAGAAACAGAGUGGCAAGAGGAGAACAGACUUCACUCACAUGCUUAUUUGAAGCAACUAGAUGAUGCUGAGCCUUGGAUUCCCCUAGAGCCGCAUGGUGUUGACAGUCCUGUUACCGACGCUGUUCGUUCCAAGAUGAUUGCUUCCGCUACGACCCAAAUUCCUUUCAAGCUGGGCCCGGCCGAUUACAUCAAAAAGCUUGUUCCUGGGCAGGGAACUGCGAAUCCUUAUCAACUCGUAUCUGGUGAUGGGAAGGGAAGUGCUGGCUUUUCGAGGAGCUUUCUCAAUACCUUACCACUGGAAAAGAGAUUUCAUCUUCUUUUGUCCAAGGGUAGAGUUCAUGUUCUACCGUUUGAGAGGUUGAUGAAGCUUGCACCAGAUGACUGCACAGAGCAAGAAGUGUUGAAUGUGCUUCAAGAGAAAGCUGUCUUGGUUCAGGGCUGCUGGGUCGCCGCUAGUAGUCUCCGCUAUAGUAAACCAGUCACAAUUGUCAGAGACUAUCUUCUUUGUUUAUUCACCAAGAACAGGGUUGUUCAGCACUCUCAGCUGGAGGAACUGCGAAUUUCAAAGGAGAUAUUACGAGAAAUAUUGCUCUCUUUCGCCAUACAGAGUGGUGUAACAGCAAGCUGGGAGUUUCAGGAAAGUACUGAUAGGUCUUUCAUCAAGCGUCACCAGACGGUGGUGAAGGAGCAGGCACAGCGAUGGGCAGAGGUUGAAAAUCGCCUCCGAGAGACAGUAAUGUCUCUUGAGUUGACGAGUCCUCGAGUGGCUGGUAAAACCACUGUUGACUUGUCAGCGGUGAGGGAAGUCACUGUGACGAAAACGAAAUUACAUAUUGGAGGCCUUACAAAGCCAUUCCCAGCUCCUGAGAAAACAAAAGGUGUACAUUUCAAUUUAAGUGGUGAUGGAAGUGGGGUCUCAAAGCAAAUCCCUGGGGAGACUGUAGGGCAUACUACACUCUCUGAGGCCACUCUAGCUGCUUUGCCUGGCGCUUUGCUGAAAAUUUUUGCGAAGCAUAGCGUUUGCAGGUUGCAGUUUAUUUGUCAGAGCCUGAGAGGAAUGGCCAUUGUGGCCGCAGAUUCUAGUAAAGAUAGCGUAGCUGUUGAGGAGGCAAAGGCAGCCGCGCAGGCUGCUUCGGCGCCUUUGCCAGAACUAGAAGCUGCCGUGAGCAAAGUGGCUUCAAACAUUGGUGGUGUUUAUUUCUUAACGGCUUUAGGGAGUAAAGCUCUGGAUCCCUUCAGAAAUGUUGUUAUUGCUCUUCUGCGAGCAAAGGGACCAGGGUCAGGCCUGCGAAAGACAGAUAUUAUGGAAGCUUCGAAAAUAGCACUGAAGACAGAUGUCCCUCAAGCGGUGUAUCAGAAGGUUCUGAAGGAGUUGUGUUAUACCAAAGGUGGUGCUUGGGUUCUAAAACCUGGAGACGGGCGUCCUACUUAGUUCACACGUUCUUCUUGCGCAAUUCAUUUCAGCUUGACAUAUUAAAAGAGGAACAUUAUACGAGGUCGCUGAUCUUAUUCUGGAGGCACCAUUUCAAACUGAUUUAGGUACAAGGUCGGAAGACUACAAUUUUGAUUAUUUCCGUUCUCCCUUUCUGAAAUGAGAAAUUAAGGGCUGAAGAGGCAUGGCAUACAAGCGUAGGUACUUCAUAGUUUGAGGUCCCGGUCAAAUAAUUAGAGGGAAAACACUAGGUGCCCUCAAUGUUGGCCAAAAACUUCUAUGCCGAAAUACAUAGAAUUGAGGAUAGGCCUUCACGUACGGCAUAGGGUUCUUGGUAGCUGCAUUGUAACAUAUCUCAAUUUAUCUGGGCACGUGCAAGUUAUUUGCCAAGCAAACAAUGAGGAGAGCAAUUGCGACGCCACGAAGUGUUCCUAGCAAAGGAUAGAAUCGUCGAGGUAUUACACUUUCAUUAUUUUCUAGGUACACAUUUCCUAGGUACAUAUGUAUCCCCGUUUAUACUCUUAAAGGAUUGUUUACCUGACGUUGGAUUUGUAUACAACGUUGGCCAAA
Messenger RNA from Marchantia polymorpha subsp. ruderalis, 3936 nucleotides. Lineage: Eukaryota; Viridiplantae; Streptophyta; Marchantiopsida; Marchantiales; Marchantiaceae. The record is from the annotation of a GenBank genome assembly.